Messenger RNA from Sinocyclocheilus anshuiensis, 1288 nucleotides. Its product is annotated as histone RNA hairpin-binding protein-like. Gene Ontology annotation, biological process: mRNA 3'-end processing by stem-loop binding and cleavage; mRNA transport. Bases 359 to 1174 code for a protein of 271 amino acids. Gene Ontology annotation, cellular component: cytoplasm; histone pre-mRNA 3'end processing complex. The transcript is spliced from 8 exons. Lineage: Eukaryota; Metazoa; Chordata; Actinopteri; Cypriniformes; Cyprinidae. Gene Ontology annotation, molecular function: histone pre-mRNA stem-loop binding; mRNA binding. The record is from RefSeq and is a predicted model, not a curated record.
UAACCCAAAUUGUGUUGUUUUAACCCAGCAUUUUUGAGUGUACAGCGCCAGACCAUCGUUUUGUGGGCUUUGUCUGUUUGUAUUCCCGCCACAGGUUUCUAAAAAGACUUCCGUAAUAUUACGCGCUAAAACACUUGAUGUGAUCUACAUACAAUAGACUGGUAGAAAUGAAAAAUACCGAUGAUUUGAAGAUCGGCGGAUGUGGGCGGGUCUGUGGGCUAGUCAAUUCACAACACCGCCCCUCCAGUGUCACGUGACCUCGACGUUGACGUACACCGAGGGACAUUGGCGCGGUUUAAUCUAAACCCGGUAGCAGUUUGUGCGUAAGCUUUCUCAAUUCUCAUUUGUAUUCGAAACAAUGUCUGCCCAUCAAAAGUACAGAUAUGAAAACGAUUGCAAACCUGAUGAAAACGGGAAAAAAGGAGCUUCAAGAUGGUCCCAUUGUAGGAAACGCGGUGCAGAUGGUAAUCUGAGAAAAUCUUACGAGGUUGAAGAGCCUGGCAAAUGUUCACAUAGCUCACGCAGACCAGAAAGUUUCACAACCCCAGAGAGUGAGGGACCUGUGUCCAGAGUAAAAAACUGGGGAGAUGAGGUAGAGGCAGAGGAAAUGCGUUCAAAUGUACGACGUGAUAUGCAUCGAUACAGAAGAAGGAUUCUUGAAGCAGAUUUUCCUCAAAGAGACAGAAAAAUCUCAUCUGGAAGUUCUGACUCCAGAGACUCGAGAGAUUCCAAAGAAUCUCCUGCUAAAGGUGACCUCGAGACAGACGAGACCACUCUCAUAAGGAGACAAAAGCAGAUUAAUUAUGGGAAAAACACUCUUGCAUAUGAUAGAUACAUUAAAGAUGUUCCCAAGGAUAUGAGACAGCCCGGUGUUCAUCCAAAGACUCCAAACAAAUUCAAGAAGUACAGCCGACGCUCCUGGGACCAGCAAAUUAAACUGUGGCGGGUCAAACUUCACGCGUGGGAUCCUCCUGCAGAAGAGGGAAGCGACCUGCAGCAGAUAGAAGAGAUUGACCUUGGUGAAAUAAUGGACUUUGAGUUGGAUGUGGAGUGUUCAGCGGAUACUGAAUCCCAGUGUCCAACAUCCAGUGGAGCAUCGCUGUCUUUGGCAGAGGAUUCGUUUACAGGAACCCCUAAAAAGAUGAUGAAAAUUGAGGAUACUGAAAUGUUAUGAGCAACUACACUAAGAUCCAAAACUAUGAGAGAACUCCUGAGCAGCUGAAUUGUUUUAAUACACUGUUCGCCUUACUGUUUAGAGCAUUAUUGUGAAAUGCUUUCAACAGGUUCU